AUGUCUCUACCCCAAUCUUUCAUCAGCAAGAAAAAGCUGAUAUCAAGCAAACUUGCUGUUCCAACAGAAGAAUACGAUGAUCUAUCACCCAAAGGUUCCGUUGAUGAAGGCAUCCGAGAAUUAAUCGACGAGAUUAAUUCUUUGGAUGGUUGUUGCACAACCAGUAGUUGCGCUGGGCGAGUGAGCGUAUUCCUCGAAGGGAAGAAAAGCUCUGAUGAAUUCCGAAGUCUGGUGGAAGAUAAAGCUAGUAUGGAUGCUACCCCAGACGUGAGAGCUGAGAAGGGUGCUGGGUUUGGGGGAAAAGGAGGGGGUGGGAGAUGGCUAUAUGUUUCUCAUGAUCCAAUUAGUGUUGAGGAAUUAAGCAAGCUAGAAGAUGAAGGGGCACUUUCAUCAAUAGACCAAGCGCAAAAAGUGCUGUCAGCUGCAUUGCAAGCCGGCUUUCGGGAAAGUGGUGCAUUGAACCUAAUAUCUACCACCUCAGAACCAGCAACUCCCAUGUUGGUGUAUUUCACGAGACAAUUGACCAAGGAGUUUGCCUUGUCGAUAAUGGACAACUUGGCACGUUGA
Messenger RNA from Sclerotinia sclerotiorum 1980 UF-70, 567 nucleotides. RefSeq lists its product as hypothetical. Bases 1 to 567 code for a protein of 188 amino acids. NCBI's taxonomy places the organism in Eukaryota, Fungi, Ascomycota, Leotiomycetes, Helotiales, Sclerotiniaceae. The record is from RefSeq and is a predicted model, not a curated record. The transcript has 3 exons.